Messenger RNA from Arabidopsis lyrata subsp. lyrata, 1012 nucleotides. Its product is annotated as glycine-rich RNA-binding protein 4, mitochondrial. Lineage: Eukaryota; Viridiplantae; Streptophyta; Magnoliopsida; Brassicales; Brassicaceae. Gene Ontology annotation, molecular function: RNA binding. The transcript has 5 exons. The record is from RefSeq and is a predicted model, not a curated record. Bases 330 to 734 code for a protein of 134 amino acids.
GUCGAACAAGUUAGGGAGAAGUUCGGAAACUUAAUUCUCUACAUCAGCUACAUUCGAUAUUCCAUACACUACCCGCUUUUUCACUGUGUUGACUCUCAUAUUUCUCUAUUCUAUUGGAUAACUACUGUAGUAUACACUAAUAAAAUACACCUAACCACAGGUGAUUAAUUUGAGCAAAACUAGAUCUUUAAAAUAAAAAAUGAGAGUUUCUGAGCUCUGUAUAUAAAUCUCUUAAACCCUACCCGUUGUCUUCAUUCUCUCACUGCCUCUUUUCUCACUCACUGUCACUUCCCAAAAACCCUAAUUUCCCUUCUCUGAGAUAUCUAGAAAUGACAUUCUGCAACAAACUUAGCAGUAUUUUGAGACAAGGGGUUUCUCAGAGCUCAAAUGUUCCAGUGACAUCUAUGGUUGGCUCUCUCCGUUACAUGUCCACUAAGCUUUUUGUUGGUGGUCUCUCUUGGGGAACUGAUGACAGCUCCUUAAAGCAAGCUUUCUCUAACUUUGGUGAAGUCACAGAAGCAACGGUGAUUGCUGACAGAGAGACAGGGAGGUCGAGGGGUUUUGGAUUUGUCAGCUUCGACAGUGAAGAUUCUGCUAACACUGCCAUAACAGAAAUGGAUGGAAAGGAGCUGAACGGUAGGAACAUCCGCGUGAACCUUGCAAAUGAAAGACCGAGUGCCCCGAGAUCAUCGUUUGGUGGUGGUGGUGGUUAUGGUGGCGGAGGUGGCUACUAAAACAAACAAGCCAGAGGAUUUGAGAGAGAGAGAGGUGGCCUCUGAACUUUCAGUAGUUAGUUUGUUUUCUCUUUUGUUAACUGCAAACAACCUUAACUGGUUUUGUUAAACUUAUUAAGCCCUGUUUUGGUUGUCUUUCAAUGUAUUGUUGCUCCAUUUUCUGCAGUCUAUUUUGCAUCGAGUUCAUUCGAUGUUUACACUUGGUUCAUUUACACUACCAUUUGUGGUCUUCGGCUUUAUUUGUUUUGUGGAGGUAGAAACUAAUUUCAAACUAUUAA